AAAAGAAAGAACAAAACCCUUCUGCAUUCUCCUCUCUUUCUGGAAAUUACGAGUGGAAAUUACGAGAGAAAAGGAAGAAAGGGGAAGAUAACGCCGGCGACGAUGACUGCAGCAGUCGACGCUGGCGAUGAUUAUGGUGACGAGGAAGGUCAGAGGAAGAAAAGGAGGGUGUGGUCGUCGCUACAUCGACGAUGCCAGUUGCGACGCCGGCGGCAGAAAGGAGCAAAGCUCCGGCGAGAGGCUUCAGGUUGACGAGGGAAGGAGUGGCUAGGGAGAAGAAGAGUCACCGCCGGCAAGCUCUGGUGACAGUGCCAGCGGUUGACUCGUCAGAUGAGAAUCAAAUUUUAGUCUUGGUUU
Messenger RNA from Linum tenue, 357 nucleotides. NCBI's taxonomy places the organism in Eukaryota, Viridiplantae, Streptophyta, Magnoliopsida, Malpighiales, Linaceae. The record is from the annotation of a GenBank genome assembly.